GCGCGAUUUAGCUUCUGGCAACACUGGUGACACUGCAAGCAACGUUUAUUGUGUAUUAAUUUUAGUUAAAUUCGUUUUUAAGCCUAUAGUUUAAUUAUUUAAUUUAUUACAAUGGCCGAAUUUUUGGACUCCGAAGCCGAAGAAUCUGAGGAGGAAGAGGAAUUGGAUGUCCAUGAGCGCAAAAAAUUAAAAAAGCUAAAGGCCGUUUCGGAUAGCAGCGAGGAAGAGGAAGACGAUGAUGAGCGUUUGCGCGAGGAGCUUAAAGAUUUAAUUGAUGACAAUCCCAUUGAGGACGAUGCCAGCGAAAAUGACUCGGAUACGGGAAGUGGCGGCGAUGAAGGUGGGGGAGGUGGCAGCGGUAAAAAGCGUAAAAAACAUGAAGACGAUGAUCUCGAUGAUCGGCUCGAAGACGAUGACUAUGAUCUGAUUGAGGAGAAUUUAGGCGUAAAGGUUGAAAGACGUAAACGUUUCAAACGUCUAAGACGGAUUCAUGAUAACGAAAGCGACGGCGAAGAACAGCAUGUGGAUGAAGGAUUGGCACGGGAACAAAUUGCUGAACAGUUGUUUGAUGAGAACGAUGAGAGUGUCGAGCGACGCAGUGAGCGUAGUCCUCGUGAGGCUGAUGCCUAUGAUGAGGAGGACUCUGAAUCGGAUGCAGAUGAUUUUAUAGUAGAUGACAACGGUCGCCCUAUAGCAGAGAAGAAAAAGAAACGUCGUCCCAUAUUCACAGAUGCUUCCCUUCAGGAAGGACAGGAUAUUUUUGGCGUUGACUUUGAUUUUGAUGAUUUCUCCAAAUAUGAAGAGGAUGAAUAUGAAGAUGACUCGGAAGGCGAUGAGUACGAUGAGGAUCUUAUGGGUGCCGAUGAAGUGCGAGCAGCGAAAAAGAAAAAGUCACUCAAAAAGAAAGUGUCGAAAAAGACGAUUUUUGAUAUUUAUGAACCUAGCGAAUUGAAACGAGGUCAUUUCACCGAUCUGGAUAAUGAGAUACGAAAGACAGAUAUACCUGAGCGUAUGCAAUUGCGACAAGUUCCCGUCACAGCUGUGCCAGAUGGUUCGCACGAAUUGGAUGAUGAGGCCAAUUGGAUAUAUCGCUUUGCCUUUUGCAAACAAACCGUAUCCGAGCAGGAGAAAGCCGAUAAUCGUGAGAAAAUGCGUAAACCGCCAACAGCAGUAAAUAAAAUAAAGCAAACACUCGAGUUUAUCCGCAAUCAACAGUUGGAAGUCCCAUUUAUAGCCUUCUAUAGGAAGGAAUAUGUAAAGCCCGAGCUAAACAUAGAUGAUCUGUGGAAGGUUUACUACUACGACGAACGCUGGUGCCAGCUGAACGAGCGCAAGCGCAAACUGAAGGCCUUGUUUGAGAAGAUGCGGCAAUUUCAGUUGGACACGUUGUGUGCGGAUCCGGAGAAGCCACUACCCGAUGAUGUGCGUCUCAUGCUGGACAGUGACUUUGAGCGUCUCAACGAUGUGCAGUCGAUGGAGGAGCUGAAGGAUGUGCAUAUGUACUUUCUUCUUAACUAUUCCCACGAGUUGCCCAAAAUGCAAGCCGAACAACGACGUAAAUUGCUGCAGGAACGUCGCGAAGCCAAGGCCCGGAAGCAAGCUGCGGCCGCAGCAGCUGCUGAUGAAACCGGAGGCGACGCCAAUGACAACAACAACGAUGUCGAGCCGGUCGACCUCGAUGAAACGGAUGAAGCCGAUCAGCUAAACAUGGCCGAUGAGCAACUGAAACAGGCACCAAAUAGUAGCCCCUAUGCGGUAUUCCGCAAAGCUGGGAUUUGUGGGUUUGCCAAGCACUUUGGUCUUACUCCCGAGCAGUUCGCCGAAAACCUACGAGACAAUUAUCAACGUAACGAGGUCACACAGGAGUCGUUGAGCCCCACGGAGAUGGCCAAACAGUAUCUGUCGCCGCGUUUCAUGACUGUGGAUGAGGUUUUGCAUGCAGCCAAAUAUGUGGUGGCACGGCAAUUGGCCCAAGAGCCAUUGUUGCGUAAGACGCUUAGAGAAGUGUAUUUCGAUCGGGCCCGGCUCAAUAUUCGGCCCACCAAAAACGGAAUGGUCCUAAUUGAUGAAAACUCACCGGUGUAUUCGAUGAAAUACGUGGCCAAAAAACCAGUGGGCGAUCUCUUUGGCGAUCAGUUCAUCAAGCUGCUAAUGGCUGAGGAGGAGAAACUACUGGAUAUCCAAUUCCUCGAGGAGUUCGAAGGAAAUGCCAAUGCCAAUGGUCCACCUGGUGAUUAUGUGGAGGAGGCCAAGGCUUUGUACCAUCUCGAUCAGUUCUCAAAGCAUGUUCUCGAGUGGAAUACCCUGCGUGCCGAGUGCGUCCAGUUGGCAUUGAAGAAGUGGGUCAUACCCGAUCUCAUCAAAGAGUUGAGGGCAACACUCCACGAAGAGGCCCAACAGUUCGUACUGCGCUCCUGCACAGCCAAGUUGUACAAAUGGCUCAAGGUGGCGCCCUACAAACCAGAAUUCCCUCAGGACUACAGCUACGAUGACUGGAGCACUCUACGUGGAAUACGCACACUGGCUUUGGCCUACGAUCCAGAUCAAUCCGUGGCUGCAUUCUGCGCUGUCACCACUGUGGAGGGUGACAUAUCCGACUACCUCCGUUUGCCAAACAUACUCAAGCGCAAGAACUCACACAGCUCCGAGGAGAAGGCCCAAAAACUGGCUGAUUUACGGAAGCUAAGCGACUUCAUUAAGAUGAAGAAACCGCAUAUUGUGGUAAUUGGGGCCGAGUCACGGGAUGCCCAAAUGAUUCAGACAGACAUAAAGGAUAUACUCAAAGAGCUUGAAACGUCCGAGCAAUUUCCGCCCAUUGAAGUGGAGAUAGUUGACAACGAACUGGCCAAAAUCUAUGCCAAUUCCAAGAAGGGGGAGUCGGACUUUAAGGAGUAUCCAGCUCUGUUGAAGCAAGCUGUGUCCCUGGCCCGCAAAAUGCAGGAUCCUCUGGUGGAGUAUUCCCAGUUGUGCGAUGCCGACGACGAGAUCCUUUGUCUACGCUAUCAUCCGCUGCAGGAACGAGUGCCCAAAGACCUCUUGCUGGAGCACCUCAGCCUAGAGUUCAUCAAUCGUACUAGCGAGGUGGGAUUGGACAUUAAUAUGAUGGUACAGAAUUCGCGAACAGUCAAUCUAUUGCAAUAUACCUGUGGUCUGGGUCCCCGCAAGGGACAGGCCUUGCUUAAGCUACUGAAGCAAAGCAACCAGCGCUUGGAAAACCGGACGCAAUUGGUCACCGUUUGCCACUUGGGUCCCAAGGUGUUCAUCAAUUGCAGUGGUUUCAUUAAGAUUGACACUAGCUCACUGGGAGAUUCAACGGAAGCCUAUGUGGAGGUGUUGGAUGGGUCACGUGUCCAUCCGGAGACCUACGAAUGGGCCCGUAAGAUGGCCAUCGAUGCAAUGGAGUAUGACGAUGAAGAGACCAAUCCGGCUGGUGCUCUCGAGGAGAUACUGGAGUCACCGGAACGUCUUAAAGAUCUCGAUUUAGAUGCUUUCGCGGUUGAACUUGAGCGUCAGGGUUUCGGCAGCAAAAGCAUUACCCUCUAUGAUAUAAGGAAUGAGCUCAGUUGCCUCUACAAGGAUUACCGUUCACCGUACCAAAAACCCAGCUCUGAGGAGCUUUUUGAUAUGUUGACCAAGGAGACGCCUGAUUCGUUCUAUGUGGGUAAAUGCGUCACAGCUAUGGUAACUGGUUUCACUUAUCGUCGGCCGCAGGGCGAGCAACUGGACAAUGCCAAUCCCGUAAGGAUUGAAGCCAGCGAUAGCUGGCAAUGUCCAUUCUGCCAUAAAGAUGACUUUCCAGAGCUAUCCGAAGUGUGGAAUCAUUUCGAUGCCAAUGCUUGUCCAGGUCAGGCUUCGGGCGUGCGAGUUAGACUGGAGAAUGGACUGCCCGGAUUCAUACACAUUAAGAAUCUAUCGGAUAAGCAGGUGCGAAAUCCAGAGGAACGAGUUCGCGUCUCUCAAAUGAUUCAUGUGCGCAUUAUUAAAAUCGAUAUCGAUCGGUUCUCCGUUGAUUGCUCCUCCAAAACAGCUGAUCUCAAAGACGUAAACAACGAAUGGCGACCUCGGCGAGAUGCCUUCUAUGACUUUGUCACCGAGGAGUUAGACAAUCGCAAGGUAACGGAUGCCAAGGCAAAAGCAUUGAAGCGUAAAACCUAUGCCCGCCGCGUUAUUGCCCAUCCUAGUUUCUUUAACAAAUCCUAUGCCGAGGUUAUCGCAAUGCUUGCUGAGGCCGAUCAGGGUGAAGUGGCGUUGCGUCCGAGUAGCAAGUCCAAUGAUCAUUUAACUGCCACCUGGAAGGUGGCCGAUGAAAUCUUCCAACACAUUGACGUGCGUGAAGAGGGCAAGGAGAAUGAUUACAGUUUGGGACGAAGUCUCUGGAUUGGCACCGAGGAAUUCGAGGAUUUGGAUGAAAUUAUUGCCCGCCACAUCACUCCCAUGGCCUUGGCGGCUCGUGAACUGCUGCAGUACAAAUAUUACAAGCCCAAUUUGACACCCGCCAAUGGGAAUGAACGGGAUUACAUGGAACAGGUACUACGCGACGAGAAAGCCAAGGAUCCGAAGAAGAUUCAUUACUUCUUCACUGCUUCCAAGAGUAUGCCUGGUAAAUUUCUGCUCGCCUAUUUACCCAAGACAAAGGUGCGGCAUGAAUAUGUCACCGUCAUGCCGGAGGGUUACCGUUUUCGUGGCCAGAUCUUUGAUUCGGUGAACAGUUUGUUGCGUUGGUUCAAGGAGCAUUGGUUGGAUCCAACUGCUUCGCCGGCCACCAGUAAUAUAACGACACCCAUGCAUCAUCAGCAACAGCAGCAGCAUCAUCAUCAUCAUCAUCAGCACCAUCAUCAUUAUGGUACAAUGCGACCGCCCAUGUCGGCUGGCUUGAUGGCCUCUGGUGGCGGUGGAUCAGCGGGCGGCGGCGGUUCUUAUAGCAAUUCAGGCAGCGUUUCUGGCGGCACACCUAGAAGUGGUAUUAGUGUUGCUGCUGGCGGUGGCGGCGGCUCUAGUGCCUACUCCGUUUCGCAUUCCAUUGGUGGUAGUGGGAGCUAUGGCUCCAAUCAGAAUAAUUCGACCUCGACCGCUGGUCAUUAUGGCAGCUCAUCGACACCCUCGUUCGGUGGAACUGCCCACAUAAAUACACCCUACACGCCAAGCGGCCAGACUCCAUUCAUGACGCCAUAUACACCACAUGCCUCACAAACUCCGCGGUAUGGCCAUCAUGUGCCGAGUCCUAGCUCUCAAUCAUCUAGCAGUCAAAGGCAUCAUUAUGGAAGUGGCGGUGGCGGCGGCGGCGGCGGGGGUAUUAGUAAUGUCACGCCUCGCUACUAUGAUAUGGGUGGACCGAAUUCAUACAAUUCUGGUGCGGGAGGUGGUGGCGGUGGUCAGCAUCAGCAUCAGCACCAGCAUCAACAACAACAACAACGUGCCAAAGAGAACCUCGACUGGCAGUUGGCAAAUGAUUCCUGGGCACGACGCAGCAAACCUCAAUCACAGUCAAUGCCCCAACAGCAGCAGCAACAAUCCUCCUCUAUGAACAUGGGAAUGGGUAGUAUAACUGGACUUGGUGCUGGCGGUGCUGGUGGUGGCGGUGGCGGUGGCUAUAAUUCGACUCCUAUUAAUGAGUACAACACGAGUGGCAGCCGAUCCGCUGCUGCUGCUGCCAUCUCUUCCAAGUCAUCUGUGCGUAGUACUCCGCGCACGAAUACCUCGCCGCACUCCAUGAAUCUGGGCGAUGCCACGCCCCUUUACGAUGAGAACUAGUAAACAAAACUUUGUUCCUCAUCCCGCUGAUGCUCCUCCUCAUCCUCCUCCAAAACUAA
Drosophila willistoni is the source of this 5810-nucleotide messenger RNA. It is a transcript of the gene Spt6, whose product is annotated as transcription elongation factor SPT6. Gene Ontology annotation, biological process: mRNA transcription by RNA polymerase II; positive regulation of transcription elongation by RNA polymerase II; transcription elongation by RNA polymerase II. Gene Ontology annotation, cellular component: transcription elongation factor complex. The coding region runs from base 112 to 5751 and encodes 1879 amino acids. The transcript has 6 exons. Gene Ontology annotation, molecular function: nucleosome binding; histone binding; DNA binding. NCBI's taxonomy places the organism in Eukaryota, Metazoa, Arthropoda, Insecta, Diptera, Drosophilidae. The record is from RefSeq and is a predicted model, not a curated record.